AUCCCGAGGAAUCCCCCACCGAUGAGUACAAUUUCCAAGGAAAUAAUUCCAUGAUGCAAAAUGACAGGAUUUCAGGGUACAGCCCCGAUUUGAAGGUGGUGCGUUUUGUCAAAGCCAAGAGCAUCGGGCUCCUUCUUACUGGUGGAAAUGACGUUGGGAUAUUUGUGUCUGGCGUGCAGGAGGGCAGCCCGGCUGAGACGCAAGGCAUCCAAGAAGGCAACCAAAUCCUUCAGGUGAACGAGAAGCCCUUCCAGAACUUGACGCGGGAGGAUGCCGUGCAGUACUUGAUGGAGUUGCUCCCAGGGGAAGAAGUGACCUUCCAUGUUCAAAACAAACAGGACAUUUACAAGAAGAUGGUCAAAUCCAACCUGGGAGAUUCGUUCUACAUCCGCACCCACUUUGAUUUUGAGAAAGAUACGCCUUCGGCCCUGAGCUUUACGCGGGGAGAAGUCUUCCACGUGGUGGACACGAUAUACCGGGGGAAAUUAGGAAGCUGGCUGGCUCUGCGGAUCGGAAAGGAACUUCAAGAGCUGGACAAGGGCAUUAUCCCAAACCAGAGCAGGUAGAAGCGUAUG
This is a messenger RNA of Notechis scutatus (mainland tiger snake), 575 nucleotides long. NCBI's taxonomy places the organism in Eukaryota, Metazoa, Chordata, Lepidosauria, Squamata, Elapidae. The record is from RefSeq and is a predicted model, not a curated record.